GGACGGAGGGGGCGUGCGUCUCCGUACUAGCUCAUGGCUAGAGAGCUGGCAGCGGCACAAGGCUGCUGAACCUCUCUGUAUGUCGACACGGGAGCGGUUUCAUCUCCAUCCUGCGGGGGAGAAGCGGUGAACCUGGGCUUGCACCUUCCAAACUCCUUUCCCUCCGCUGAAUCGGUAUGUCCCGGACCUGAUAUCCUGCCGCAGCGGACGCCAUCGGAGAGGAGCCGCGCAGAGCUGUAGAAACACAGUGGAAGGAUGGUGUGACAGACAGACUGAGACAUCCAGAGGGACCAGUCACUGCUCAGAGGCAGACCAUGGCUCCCAUGUCCCUCCUGUUCCUGGCCUUCCCCUUCUCCUUCCUCCAUAUUUCAGAUGCUCAGACCAUCAUAGCUUCAUCUUCCUCUUUCUCCCAUCUGGACCUGCCUAACAACUCUUCACCUUCACCAACCAAGCAGACCGCUCGAUUCUGGCCCUCUUUGCCUCCCAGAGGGCGCAGUGAUGUACCCAUCAGACCUACAGUCCGGGAUAGGCUAACAACUAUCAAUAUAGUGGAGCAGGGGCAAAAAAUGACCCGCCCAACCACACAGGUUAAUCCCUCUUUUAUAUCUGCCCUUUCUACACAUAACCUUAGCAGUGGGCCAAUUGCAACGCAACCAACUGCCUCCAGGCCCAGAACUGACACAGCUAGUUUAGCAUUCAGCCGGGCUUUCACAAAGGGGGAUGCUACGACAAAAGGCUCAACUCCUCCUCUGCCCACUUUGCCGUCCACUGCUGUAGCUGAGCCUGCAGGUGAUAAGCCCAUGACGACAAGGAAAGCAGAGGAGGGAUUGGUCAAAGAGAAUGAGGACAGCGAUUCACAAGGGUUAGGAUCAGGCAGUUCUCCGACAGUGACGCUUGUGAAGGAGGAAUCACCGGCUCCUCUGCCAACAGUCGAUGAUGAGAUGGCACAGUAUCGACCACAAGCACAGACAGUGAUAUCUAACGUUUCUAACGUAAAAACCCCAUCACUGGACAGUCAGACUGUGAAACCUCACCUGUUUGCACAGACAACUACCAGCACAACCAGCACGAUCUCUACAACUCUACAGACCAAGACAAGAAGCACACUGGCCCCCGUGGCAACACCUCAGACUGCAGUAUUAACAGGUGACCUGGCAGCAAACACUCCCUCCAGUGCCAGAGUUAGUCCAAGGCAGGACUCUGCUGCUGUGACAUUACCCCAACCCACGUCUAACACCACUGGCUCUGCUGAUAAACACCCACCAACUGCCGGACAUCCAGUUACUGCCCAAAGCCAGAAGAGUUCACAUUCAAACACCACAACACCACAAAUGUCAAACACAUCUACAACUGGUGUGCUUCCUACCACACAGGAGGCUGUGAGAACAUCCUCAAGAACAACAUCUCAACACAGCAUAACAGUACAAGUUGGAAGGCAUACAGCAAGCACAACUGUGCAGUUGUCGAGCACAGGGACCUCCUCCUCUCCUACCACCGGUGUUGUGCCUGUCAUUCGCUCAAGAUUUGGACCUACAUAUCAGAGUGGUAUCAGUCAGAGGAACCGCUCUCUUCUCCUGAGACGUCCUCACCUAGCUCCCCAUUCUACGACUAAUCCAGCCCCUUCUCCCAGUGCCAAUCCCUCUCCUAAUGGCACACUCCUUUACUGGGGAGAUCUGAGCCGGACGCUGGCUUUUGCCUGGGAACUACAUGUCUAUGGCUCAGCAAGCCUCUUCCUCCUCCUGUUUGCUGGAGCUGCUCUUGGCCUGACCCUGUCCCCUGGCACAAACUGUCCUCAUCGGGGUGCUCUUGCACUUGCCAACGCUUUGUUAUUUCUGGCUGGAGGCCUUAGAGCAGCUCUCUUUCUUAUCGACCCCUAUGGCACACGAAAAUUCCUCCCUCGCCCCGCAGUUACAGCCCUCUACAACUUGCCUCUGCAUCUGCUGGUGUGGACGCAGGCUGCCCUGGCACUGCUGGCCUUGAGGGUGGCAGGAGUCAGUGUGUUACCUUCAACUCUGGAGCGCCCUCCUCUGGUGGCUGUGUUAGCUGUGUUGCAGUGCACCCUGCUGCUGGCGGCUGAUCUGCUCUCCCCAGCCCUCUCUCCUUUGGUGCCUGUUACCCUACAGGUCCUGUCCCUGUGCUGGGGCCUGACUCUCUGUCUGGGCUUUCUAUGCUAUAUCUUCCCACGCAUACGCUGCCCUCCUAUCCCCCACCCUGCUGUCCCUGGAGAGGCCAGAAGAAAGACUUGGACAGGGAGCAGGAGAAUAGGAGUGAUUCUGGGGAGAGUGCUGGCAGUUUGUGCAGUUCUGGGGGCAUUGUGUUGUGGUUUGCAUGUCCAUGCUACCUUGUGGCUUUAUGGACUGUUAGGAGACUGGACACGCUUCAACUGGGGAUGGUGGCUCGUGCAUUUCUGGGCCCGGCUCCUUGAAUUGGCCUGGGGGUUCUCUCUCCUACUCCUGGGUUCCUGGUUGUUCUGGAGGCCCCAUGGUUGCGGGGGAAGAGAGGAAGGUGGACAAGAUGGCAGAGUGGCAGGAGACCUACCAUCCCCUGGGCAGUCUGUAGGCUCCACUCAAAGACAUACAUGCUGGUCGAAGAUAGUCCAGAGCCUGAGAGGGAAGCCCUGUAGAAAAUCUGACAGUAAUGGUAUGGGAGGAGGAGGGGGAGGAGGAGGAGGAACAGGUGAGGUGCCCAACAACUGGGCUGGCCAGGAGCGUCCUGGAGCUGACAUUAGCAAAAGUCUAAUAAGGAACCAGAACCAUGAACAGGCCACUGCCCAGCCACGCUGCGUCAAAGACAGCAACCGAGGACGCAACCACAGAGGCCACUCUGCAGAACGAGGUAUAUCUGAUGGUUCCACUGGCUCCCUGCUGAGACUACAGGCUUUGGGCCGACCUCCACAGCGCUCAGUGAGUGGCAGUCUGGAUCAGGACAGGGACACAUCCCUGUCUCUCUAUGAGUUUGAUCUGCGGCCCCCUUCCCCCAUAGACCUGACCCGUAGUAUUGAUGAGGCUCUGCACAGAGAACACCUGCUUGGAGGAGGGAGCUUGUUUCAUCCUUUGAAUCAGGCCUCACAAUCCCCUUCCCCAGGCUCAGGGGUCAGCCAAGGGCCCUGGCUCCGCAGGAACAGUGACCCUCAGAUGCUUUCUGAGAGCAGCGAUGCACCGACGGAGUCUUCCAUGCCACUGGGUGGCAGCGUCCUCAGCAGUGUGCCCAGCAGGCAGGUUACUGCUCCCCCCACGCCAUCCCACCAGGGUCACAGGUGGGCUGCGAAUGGGGUAGGAAGUGUCCCUUCAUCAGUGUCCUGCCCUGUGUCACUACGCCCCUCUAGAACGUCAACGGGGCAUCUGGGGGAGGAUGGAGUGGAUGACACACGACCAUUUAUCACCCCAGACUCUGAGAGGGCGCGAGGGAGAGCUGGGAGGCCGGUUGGGUCACGCAGUUACCUGGAAGUCAGUCGACAUGACGAUUCUGCUAGUGUCAGCAGUGAAAUUAUUGACUUGUGAAGUAAUCCAUGGAGGACCAGUGACUGCACAGCAAACAAACAUACUGUUCCUACCCAGAACUUUGGUUAGGACUUCUGGUAUUGGGAUAGUUUGAUCAUUAAACUGCCUGAAGUUAAUUGUUUUCAGAUGAGGGAAAAUAUGAAAAAGAGGAUCUGGGUGAUGACAUAAAAUAUAUCACCUAGUUGCCUUUUGUCUUGCUAAAGGGUUUAACAACUGCGUUUGAGGAAAAGAUAUCCGGUAAACACUUUACUCUGGGAGCAAAAUGGGGAGAUAUAGCACAGAUAAACAACACCGCACACUUUUGUCUAACUCUCUCCAUCUCUUUCUCUCACACAUCAUGUCUCUAUUUUUCUUGUCUGUACAACACUGGUAAAAUCUAAAGUACACUGGGACCAUACAUACUAUGGAUGGCUCUUCAGCUGGUCCGUGCUUGUGAUUGGCUACAAAUUUGUGUUGGUGAUGAAUUUCAUCUUCGCAAAAUGUAUGAAACGCAAAAGAUAGGUUUAGGUCACCCAACUCCAUGUGUGGGAACAUGCUGAGCACCACAACGUUUUGAAGGGUAUACAACAAACGUGGCUCUGAGUGUUUGUGAGUCCCAUUUCUGUUCUUUCUAUGAAAAAAUGUCUGCAUAUCAUCAGUCGUCAGUUUAAUUGCUUACAUAGAGUUUAUUUGCUGUCUUCCAUAAUAUAUGCUUUGUGAUGUAAAGAUGUGCCAUAUACUAUCAUGGUCGGUUUCUGUGCUAGUUUUAAUGGUUCUAUAAACCCAUUAUUUGGGUUAACUCCAUCUAGCGUCUUAGCAUUAGUAUCAUAGUGACUCAGCUGCAGAUUAUUCCAUCUAAGCUCUUAACUCGCUGCUGCCGUUGUACUUGUCCAGGUUGCCUUGUAUGUUAAAACUGGUUACGUAAAGAGGCAGGCAGUAAACAACAGCCAGAAACAUAACUAACAUGCAGACGCAUGCUUACAUGUGAAACUGCUGCUGAGGCUUUUAGCUGUUGAUGAAAUUGCCAGACUUCAACAUGAAAGUCUCCUGUGUGGUUUAUGCAUUUUAUCAUGUUAAUUUUCUGCAGGACAAAGCUUUGCAAUCAAUAAUCUUGUGUAAUUGAAGCAUCCAACUGCAUUUUUUUUUUGCAGAGUCUGAAUAAGACUAAUAAAUACAAUGAUGAUCCUGUCAGUUGCAAUGAAACAAUUCCAACUGUUUGAUAUCUAAUUACAUGCUAUACAGCUUUGCAAGGCUGCAACACACAAGACUGGCUUGGCAUGAACCUCAGAAGUCUUGUACUAGACCUAACCCAUUAACAGAGCACUUAACUGUAAGCCUGAGCACUAGACUGAAGUAUUUUACUACUCAAGAGGAAAAUAUCUUUCAAAUAUAUGAUGUAUAAUCAACAGUGUAAAUAAAUGUUAUUUUUGAUGUUCAUGAAUAAAGGUGUAUUUGAAACAUAGUCAUAGUUGUUACUGUGAAAGACAAUCUAAAGUGGUAUUGCUUAUGUGUCUGAGCUGUCCAGACAGUUAUGCUAUUUUGACGUCAGAUUGUGGCCUAUUUAGGACAUGCAGAGCGGUGACGGUUGAUACUUGACCGCAGAAGUUAAGUCAAGGACUUUCUGGGCUGUGCUCAGGAUUGUAAUAAUGAUGCAGGUUUUGCAAAAAUGUAUAGUUAGUGGUCAUUUUGACUUCUGUUUUAUGUUUUCCCUCAUUAAAUGAUGAUAAACAUAUUUGGGGGGGGGAGUCUUACAUUUGAAAGGUUUUGUUCCAACACUUUUAUUCAAAAAAAUGCUCGCGCAGAUUGCUUACUGUAAUGCCACUGUGGGAUGCCAAUUUGAAUAUGUACUAAUCACACGUCAUUUUGUUUUAAGGUGGAUUAACUAUUAUUUGGACUAAAAUCCAGCUACUUAUGCUUCUGUUCCUGAUUAGAGCCAGUCCAUUACUUGUUUUCUGGUUACCUCGGUGUGACCUGCAGUACCUCCCAGUGAUGUGAGAUGCUUGACUUGUUAGUAUUUGCAGUACAAUGGCCUUGUGUUGCUGUCUACAUUCCAAUGGGCCUGUAUUAUUUCAUCGUAUUGGUACUCAUCAUUACCCAUUUUGCUUUUAUGGCCUCAAGGACCUGUAGUGUUGUCCCACAAAGCAGUAUGUGCCAUAGAAAACACAUCAAUGUGCCCCCUCUGGUCUCUAGCCACUUUGCAGACGUACAGUGUUAGUUUCAUCUGUUUAUUUUUGCUCAUUUGACAUUUGUUCUUGUAUUUCUUGCUGCAUUUCAUGUCUGGAUUCAAAUAAAAAUGAGUAAACUCAAAA
Messenger RNA from Stegastes partitus (bicolor damselfish), 5788 nucleotides. Its product is annotated as proline-rich transmembrane protein 3. Bases 315 to 3500 code for a protein of 1061 amino acids. The record is from RefSeq and is a predicted model, not a curated record. Lineage: Eukaryota; Metazoa; Chordata; Actinopteri; Pomacentridae. The transcript has 4 exons.